Molecule: messenger RNA, 2615 nt
Organism: Syzygium oleosum
Lineage: Eukaryota; Viridiplantae; Streptophyta; Magnoliopsida; Myrtales; Myrtaceae
Product: protein LYK5-like
Exons: 1
Coding region: 322-1617 (431 amino acids)
Biological process (GO): protein phosphorylation
Molecular function (GO): protein kinase activity; ATP binding
Source: RefSeq, a predicted model, not a curated record
GAUGGGAAUCCUCCAAUGUCGCCAAGAAACUCAUGUCCCAUUUUCUUCGUCACAAAUUCUCCUAGAGCUGGUCUCGCGGGCUGACCUCAGCGAGUUCCGUUCACGACACCUUUCACGACAGAAAAUUCGUUUUCCUCGCCGCCAUCCAAAUCUCUCUGCUGCUCUCCUAGAUCUUCUUCUUCUUCUCCUCUCCCAUAAAAGUGAACUGCGCUCGCGCAAUCCCUCGUUCUCGAACAUCACAAUCCAACAAAAAACCCACUUCAAAUCCUUCUCUCUUUCUGUCUGUCUCUCGCUCUCCAUGUGCUGCCGCAGAUCAGAAGCAUGUGCAGAUCAAGAGCAUCUGCAGAUGCGAUCCCGCCCAGCCGCAGGGCCAGCGCCCGGUCCCCCAAGUCCUCAAGAACCUCCAACUCCAAGUCCUUCGCCUCCUCCUCCUCCAACCCGUCACACCCGUCUUCCUCCUCCUCCGCCUCCCUCAACCUGAACAGCUUCAACUUCUUCUCCAACAACAACAAUUCGUCUUCCUCCACCUCCGCCGCCCGCCAGCCGUCCCUGUCCAGGAUCAAGCAGUUCUUGCCCGAUACCCCCCUCAUCUACCCCCUCCCCGACCUCCGCCUCGCCACCGGCAACUUCCUCUCCGGCCGCCUCUCCCCGACCUCCUGGCGCUGCACCCUCCGCGGCCGGGACGCCGUCGUCUGCCAGCGCCGUCUCAAGCGGCCCCUCGACCUGCCCGAGCUCGGCCGGCGCCUCUCCGCCAUCACCAAGAGCCACCACAGCAGCUUGGUCAAGCUGCUGGGCGCGUCGGUCUCCGGGAACUUCGUCUACCUGGUGUACGAGUUCGUGGAGGGCGCGAAUCUGUCGGAUUGCCUGAGGAACCGGGUGAAUCGGGCGUUCACCGUCCUCUCGUCCUGGGUGUCCCGGAUGCAGAUCGCCGCCGACCUCGCCCACGGCCUCGACUACAUCCACCACUGCGCGGGCUCCGCCACCGGCGGUGGCGGCGCCGGGUUCGUCCACAACCACAUCAAGAGCUCCAGCAUCAUCGUGACGGAGCCGUCGCUCAAUGCGAGGAUCUGCCAUUUCGGGACCGCCGAGCUGUGCGGCGAGGCGGCCGAAGUGGAGGAGGAAGGCGCCUCCGAGCCCGGGGGCAGCCGGAACUUGAAGAGGACGAACAGCAGGGGAGUGAAAUUGGAGGGCACGAGAGGGUACAUGUCGCCGGAGUACCGCAUCACGGGGGUGGCGACGCAGAAGUCGGACGUGUUCGCGUUCGGGGUGGUGAUCCUGGAGCUGCUGAGCGGGGAGGAGGCGCUGCGGUACCAAUUCGACGGGGAGGACAGCGGCGGAGGUUACAAGAGGACGAGCGUCGUAGAAAGCGCGAGGGAGGCGGUGGAGGGAGGGAGGGUGAGGAGGUGGGUGGACGCUAGGCUGAAGGACUCGUACCCGGUGGAGGUGGCGGAGAGGAUGGUGAGCCUGGGGCUGGAGUGCGUGGAGGAGGAGGCGGAGCGGCGGCCGGACAUGAGCCAGGUCAGUGCCGUGAUCUCCAAGCUGUAUCUGGAGUCCAAGGCUUGGGCUGAGAAGUUUGGCAUGCCCGUGGAUUUCUCUGUGUCCAUGGCACCUCGGUGAGAAAAAAAAGGCGUAAGCUUUCGCAGAUUUUCUUAAAACCCCAUUCGUCGGAGAGAAAAUCUGUAUUCAUCGCCGGCUGAUUCGAUCGCAGUAUGGUACGACUUGGUCGGAUUAAGACCCGGUCUUUGCGCAAUGCUUGCUCUGCUCAUACACAAUAGUACUAGUGCGUGUAUCAAGCUUUGUGCGAAAUGGGGUUCCGAGACCCGCAGCAUCCCGGUGCAGCGGGGCCGGCGAUGAGCUCGACUAUUCUGGACUACUGGGUCAAGAGCGAUGCUCAGCAACGACCUCUCCGCGGUCCUAAAUUCGAUUGGUUCGCAUUGGAUACGAGGACUCGAGCGAUUAUAAGGCCAAGAGAGUGGCUGUAACCACGAGUUCUCUCAGUAAACAGAUUGGCAGGCAGGGGAGUAUCUUAAAUUGUUCAAGCAGGUCUGGCUGAGGAACUUCGAUUGGAGUUCUGUGAAGUGGUUGAGGGAGAUUUGGCGGGGGUGGGCGGGCGGUUAUUCUUUUGUAGAUAGUAACAUUUCUUCUUGAAAUACUUGUACAAACACUGCAAUUUUGGUGAAGAAUCAUACAUGUUAUACAAUUUUUUGAGCGAGUACAGAGGAGGUUCUCUCCGACACUACUGCAUCACUGAUCCGACCUUGAUGUUCCAGUGAUCUUUUUUUAGCUUAAGAAAGACCCAGGAAGAGUGACAGCGAGCAGAGUUGAAUCUGCACUGUUUUGGAGUUCGUCUGCCUCUUGAUGUCCAUGUUAUACUUUCUAUACAUUUCUAUUGUGCGUUCUCUGCGAUCUUUCCUCUUAUGAAAUCAAUGAUCUACUGUCAAUAAUGUCAUGGAAAACCAGGAGAUGUGUUGUGGGGCGCCUUGGAGUUGCAUCAACAUCAUUUUAUCAGCAGCAGAACUAGGAAAAAUGUCUAGAUAUAUCAUUGUCGAGUUGUAUUCUACCUUAUCCUAGGUACGUUCGAUUCUUAAAUUAUGUUAUAUGUUCCUUUUCUUGUC